Messenger RNA from Zasmidium cellare ATCC 36951, 993 nucleotides. RefSeq lists its product as uncharacterized. Lineage: Eukaryota; Fungi; Ascomycota; Dothideomycetes; Mycosphaerellales; Mycosphaerellaceae. The record is from RefSeq and is a predicted model, not a curated record. Bases 1 to 993 code for a protein of 330 amino acids. The transcript has 3 exons.
AUGGCUGCCAUGAUACGGGACCGCAUCAGUCCUCCAACAGACGUAAAACCUUCAUUCAAGGGCCGGAACGUCCUGGUCACGGGCAGCAACGUCGGCAUGGGAUUCGAAGCUGCUGUCAAGUUCGCUGCCCUUGGUGCGGAACGGCUCAUCCUCGGCGUCAGGUCUUUAAAGAAGGGCGAAGAUGCCAAGGCAGAGAUCGAGCGGCGAACUGGAAAGAAAGGUGUCGUGGAAGUAUGGCGACUGGAUAUGGGCGACUAUGAGAGUAUCAAGGCUUUUGCUAAACGGGUGGACUCGGAGCUGGAGCAUCUUGAUGUUGCUUGUCUGAACGCAGGCGUGGCGCAUUUCGAAUAUGAGACGAGCCAAUAUGGUUGGGAUGCGACUCUACAGAUCAACACCAUUUCGACAGCCCUGCUGAGCACUCUUCUGCUGCCCAAGUUGAAGGCAAGCAAGACUGGCGGCUCAGUUCCACUUCUACAACUUGUCAGCUCCAAUGCUCAUGUUUACGUCGCAUCGGUCAAGGAUGGAGCUCGCAAAGCAGAUUCUCCUUUGCAGUUCUACAGCGACCGCGAGAACUUCAACGGGUUUCCGCAGUACGCCAUCUCCAAGCUCUUCCUCCAGUUCGUCCAGGCUGGCCUGAUCAAGUCCUUGGGACCCGUUGAGAAGGCAGGCGUCGAGGUGGUCACGAUCUGCCCAGGCGCCACGAAGUCUACCCUGUCUCGAGACGACUUCUCCAUCGCUGUUCGGCUCCUCUUGAAACUGUUUCAAGCUAUUCUCAGGAAACCGACAGAGCAAGGAGCCAGAGUCUACAUGGUAUCUGCUGAUAUGGCAGGGAAGGGCCACGGCGGGUUCUACUCGUAUGGCAAAAUCCAGGAACCUGCAGCAACGCUCGUUGGGGUCGAAAACGAGAAGUUGCAAGAAAAGGUGUGGGAAGAUGUGCUCAAAGCCCUCCGCAAAGACGAGCCGCAAGUCGAUACAUUUCUGGCUCACAUUUGA